This is a messenger RNA of Drosophila pseudoobscura, 3219 nucleotides long. RefSeq names its product ceramide glucosyltransferase (gene GlcT). The record is from RefSeq and is a predicted model, not a curated record. NCBI's taxonomy places the organism in Eukaryota, Metazoa, Arthropoda, Insecta, Diptera, Drosophilidae. The coding region runs from base 240 to 1559 and encodes 439 amino acids. The transcript has a single exon. Gene Ontology annotation, molecular function: ceramide glucosyltransferase activity. Gene Ontology annotation, biological process: glucosylceramide biosynthetic process. Gene Ontology annotation, cellular component: membrane.
CAAGAAGUACGCAAACCGUCGAGCGCGAUAAAACUGAAAAACGGGAAAACGGGAAAACAUUUGGCAAAAGCGACGCUUGACAAACCGCAACCAAUGCAUACCAAGUAAAUCUGUAGCAGAGCAGUCGCGCCGCGCAGCCCACGCCCACCCAGCCAGCGACACACCACACCGCGAGACGAACAACGAGACAGGGAGCUCCACUCACACCACAGCACACUCACGCCCACAGAGACAGGGCGAUGUCACACCUACCUGUGCCACUGUACGGCUUCGCAGCGUUUUUCAUGAUUUUCUGGUUUGGCACCUGGAUGGUCCAUCUGAUAGCCAUUUGCUACGGGAAGUACAAGCUGCACAAGAAGUCGUGCAAGCUGCCGCCAGAGUCGUCGCCACUGCCGGGUGUCUCCAUCCUUAAACCGCUGAUGGGCGUGGAUCCGAACUUGCAGCACAACCUGGAGACCUUCUUCACGAUGGACUAUCCUUUGUACGAGCUGCUUUUCUGUGUGGAGGACAAGGACGAUCCGGCCAUAAAGCUGGUCGAGGGCCUGCUGGAAAAGUAUCCCCGGAUAGACGCCCGGCUCUUUGUGGGCGGCUCUGAUGUGGGCGUCAAUCCGAAAAUCAACAACAUCCAUCCCGGCUACAUGGCGGCAAAGUUCGAUUUCGUUAUGAUUUCCGACAGUGGCAUUAAAAUGAAGAACGACACGCUGCUGGACAUGGUCCAGAACAUGUCCGAGAAGCACGCCCUGGUCCAUCAGAUGCCGUUCACCUGCGACCGGGAGGGAUUUGCCGCCAUUUUCGAGAAGGUCUUCUUCGGCACCGUCCAGAGCAGAAUCUACCUAUCGGCCGAUGUUCUCGGCAUAAACUGCCACACGGGAAUGUCGUGUCUUCUGCGGAAAGCAGUCAUCGAUCAGCUGGGCGGCCUAAGGGCCUUUGGCUGCUAUCUUGCGGAGGACUUCUUUAUCGCCAAAGGCGUAACGAAGCUGGGAUGGAAAAUGAGAAUCUCCAAUCAGCCCGCUCUGCAGAACAGCGGACUGUGCGACAUCGGCAGCUUUCAGGCGCGGCUCAUACGAUGGGCUAAGCUGCGCGUGGCCAUGGUGCCUACGACCAUACUGCUGGAGCCGCUCUCCGAGUGCAUGAUUCUGGGGGCCUUCGCGGCCUGGUCAGCCUCGGUUCUGUUCAACUGGGACCCCCUGGUGUUCUACAUGGUGCACAUACUCUGCUGGUUGCUUUCCGACUGGCUGCUGCUCUCCAUAGUCCAGCACGGCUCAAUGCCGUUCCACAAGUUCGAGUUUGUCAUUGGCUGGCUGUUCAGGGAGCUGACGGGGCCCUAUCUGUUCCUGCACGCGCUCUGGGACCCGGCGAUACGUUGGCGAACUCGCACCUUCAAGCUACACUGGGGUGGCAUGGCCUACGAGCUGAACACACCCGCCGAUUGUCAAACCGCACCGCUGCAGCCACAGCCGGCGCCGACGUUACCGACGGAUUCGGGUCAAGCGGUGGCGGAGGUCACGCCAGCGGCCACAUUCUGUACAGGAGCGAAGCACCGUCUGCUGGUGUCGUAGCAGCAACUAGUUAAGUUAACUAUUUUGUACUUUUGAGUAACUCAGCGGACUGCAAACGUAGACGGAAGACGGAGCUGGUGACUGGUGACGUCUGGUAGUAGUAUUAUUAGCUAAACCCUUAGUCACUACGUAAGCAUAGACUUAAUGCUGUAAAAAAGAACAGACUCGACUCCACCCUCAUGCAUAGGCAUAGCGCACACCCCCCCACACCCACACCUACAUCCAAAGGUCCAGCUUUAAGGGAAUUCAGUUAAUAGCUGCGUUUAGACACACUACAGUCUUUGACGUGCAGCGUGGCAUGCCAGUGUAGAUUAGAUUAGAUUCGAGGCUGAGGCAUUGAUUCGACUCAUUGACAAACAACCGAGCGUCGUCGACUUGUGUUUCUCAGAUCACAUCAAUCUGGGCCUCUAGGGCCGCCGAGCUUGUGGCACAGUUUGGUGGCUUCGCGCAAACUGGUUAGCAAUUCCUAGUUUCUACGACAUAAGUUGUUGCUUUGUAUAUAUAAUGGUAUAUAUUUGUAGCCAACAUUUACACCCCACCCCUAGCCUGUACAGACAUUUUGCGAUCGCGAAUAAUACUCGUUGCGAGACAUAGUUGUAGUUAGCAGACGUUUAUAAUUAUUUUUUUUCUGCUUUUGUUGUUGCUUUUUCGUAUCGUAAUUAUUGAUUAUUUUGUAUAGCUAAGCCCACCCUAGAUAUGAUUUAUAUAGUUUGUAGAUAAAUAGUCUUAUUAGUUGCGUCUUUUGUUUGUUUACUGCAGCUUCUGUACAUAAAUAAGCUCCGAUAAAGAAUGCCAUUGAAUAAAUCAAAUUUACAUGAUCGUGCCCAUCCUAGCUCCAUUACGAUUGAUUGAUGUUUGUUCACUGAUAUCAUUAUGUCAUUUGGAGCUUAGCAUAAACAGAUCGCUCUUAUCAGCACAUGAGUAUGACUCAGACAGUGUCAGGGGCCAGCCACUAGAGCGCUUGUCAAAACACAAUUAUUGGUAAUGUGGGAAAAGCUGAGCUGAGUCACGUCUACACCACCACCACCACCACCGCCUCACUCACUUAUUUGCCAUAUUUACUCGCAAGAGUAACAUCGCACUACACACUUGACGCGAUCGUCUCUUCUCCGUUCUAAUGCGGGUCUUCCCAAAUGAUCUUGUACAGUUGUUGGGAUUAUGUUUUUGGGGUGUGGGGAGCAAGGGUCAAACUGGACUUAGAUUAGUAUUACGCACGGUUGGAGAGUCAAGUUUAGGAACAUUUCAAAAGUAUUGCUUGCAUCAUGACAUGAUGGCUGCCUAGGAGAUUGUUCUUGUGGAAAUAUUCCUCAUUCUCAUUCCUCCUAUCGUAUGGAACUUAAACCGAGUAUAAAAACACAAACAUAUUUAUGAAUUGCGGGUCUACAGAUUAGAGUCGGCAUAUCAGUAGCACAGCGGAGGAUCGAGAACGAAUCCCUUAAUUCACUCCCCGCGACGCCUUAAGCCUAUAAAUUAAGUAAAAAAUUAAUAGAAAACGUACAAUAGAAAACGUAAACAUACAUAUAUGAAUAUGAGUAGCUAUUAGUUUUACGGCAGUACUGCUGCCAAUGGUAAGGCCAAUUAGAAGCGAAUGCUGCUAUUUUGUGAACACUCUGCGAUGCCCUAAAAUGGUGCAAAAGUAAUUAAAUCCAAAUAACGAACA